Molecule: messenger RNA, 648 nt
Organism: Ambispora leptoticha
Lineage: Eukaryota; Fungi; Glomeromycota; Glomeromycetes; Archaeosporales; Ambisporaceae
Source: the annotation of a GenBank genome assembly
AUGAGCGACGAAGAAAAAUCGGAACGCAAAUCAAAAAUUUCUGUAAAAUAUGAUGAACACAUAAGCGAAGACGAGCCGAAACGAAAAUCAAAACUUAUAUCCAAUGACAAAAAGCCAAAAAGAAAAUCAAAAGUUUCUACAGAAUACGAUGAAUACGAAAGCGAAGACGAUGUGCCUAAAAGGAAAUCAAAAGUUUCUUCGGAAUAUAAUGACUUUAUAAGUGACGAUGAGAAGUCAAGACGAAAAUCAAAAGUUACAACAAGGUAUAAUGAUUUCAAAAUUAAUUCAGAAAAACGGGAAUUACAUAGAACAAAAUUCCGUGAACGUGAUGAAGGAAUUUCCCGAGAAAGUUUUGGGAAAAUCAAACUGCCCAGAUCCAAUGCUGAAGAAAGAGGCAGAUUAAAUUAUCGUAAUUUUGAUUCUCGGUCAAGCUUUGCCACAAAAAAACAGUCCAGCGCCAAAUCUGAAGAAAGAGAUAGUUACCAAUUUUCGAAGAUCAGCUCAAAUUCGUGGGAACGAAGUGGUGGUAGCAAUUUAAAUUAUCGUGAUGUCUCAGUAAAAAUGAUUGUAGAACCGAUUUUAAUGAUAGACCUAAACGAGCUUUUUAAGACGCAGCUAAUUUUUCUUUUGAUUUAUAAAUUAUUUUGA